AUGCUGGCUUUGUUCAGCAAACUGCUGGACUGGUUCCGGGCGCUCUUCUGGAAGGAGGAGAUGGAGCUCACGCUGGUCGGGCUGCAGUACUCGGGCAAGACCACCUUCGUCAACGUGAUCGCGUCAGGACAGUUCAACGAGGACAUGAUCCCCACCGUGGGCUUCAACAUGCGCAAGAUCACCAAGGGCAACGUGACCAUCAAGCUCUGGGACAUCGGGGGGCAGCCCCGCUUCCGGAGCAUGUGGGAGCGCUACUGCCGCGGAGUGAGCGCCAUCGUGUACAUGGUGGACGCCGCCGACCAGGAGAAGAUCGAGGCCUCCAAGAACGAGCUGCACAACCUGCUGGACAAGCCCCAGCUGCAGGGGAUCCCGGUCUUAGUCCUGGGGAACAAGCGGGACCUCCCGGGAGCGCUGGAUGAGAAGGAGCUGAUUGAGAAAAUGAAUCUGUCUGCCAUCCAGGACCGAGAGAUCUGCUGUUACUCCAUUUCCUGCAAAGAGAAGGACAACAUUGACAUCACCUUACAGUGGCUUAUCCAGCACUCGAAGUCACGAAGGAGCUGA
This is a messenger RNA of Pipistrellus nathusii (Nathusius's pipistrelle), 561 nucleotides long. NCBI's taxonomy places the organism in Eukaryota, Metazoa, Chordata, Mammalia, Chiroptera, Vespertilionidae. The record is from the annotation of a GenBank genome assembly.